AUGGAAACGAGCUGGCUCACCGGCCCGGAAUACCUCAGAAAACCAGAGGGUACCCCUCAAGCAGAUGAAACAUUCGAACUCAGCGCAAGGGACCUUGAAGUCCGCAAAGGAGUGUUCAGCGCCAAAGUGAAGACAACUAAAGAAAGGAGGUCGGACCUUGGAGCAGAAAGGUUUGAGAAGUUUUCCUCGCUGAAAUCUCUGCAACGAGCGAUCGCAAAUCUAAUCGUUGUAGUCAGAGAAUUUAAGCGCCGGAGAGAUGACGAAGCGACAUCGGCCAAACCGAGGAGUAAACCAGAUAAAGUACAAGGAAAACUCAGACCACCAACCUUGGAAGAGUACGAUCAAGCCCUGCGUAUCGUAAUCAGCACCACGCAGAAAGCGGCAUUUGGUGAGCUACUAACAACUGCAAGAAUUGAGCCUGAGCUAUCGAGGGAAGCCGAGAGUAGUGCCAAGAAAGCUCUCAAGGGAUCGCAACUGUACCGUCUCCUCCCGUUCCUUGAUGGCGACGGAAUUCUGCGCGUCGGAGGCAGACUAAGAAGAGCAGAAAUGGAGUACGGAGAGAAACACCCGAUCGUGUUACCGAAGAAUAACCAUGUGUCACAGCUAGUAGCGAAACAUUACCACCUCAAAGUUCACCACCAAGGGAGGCAAAUUACUGGAGGAGCAAUUCGGCAAGCAGGAUUCUGGCUUGUUGGAGGUCACGAUACUGUGACGAAGAUCAUUGGAGCCUGUGUUCCUUACAAGAAACUAAGAGGACCACCCCUGGUUCAGCGCAUGGCAGACCUCCCGCCCGAUAGAACCGAAGUCUACCCCCCCUUCACUAACGUGGGCUUCGACGUCUUUGGCCCCUGGACGGUGCAAACGCGGAAAACGAGAGGAGGAGCCGCGAAUGCUAAGAGGUGGGGCCUAGUGUUUACAUGCCUCAGCAGUAGAGCCAUCCACAUAGAGGUACUGGAGGCCAUGGAUGCCAGCGCAUUUAUCUGCGCGCUGAGGAGAUUCUUCGCUUUACGCGGUCACGCCAAACUCUUUAGAUGUGACCGUGGUACUAACUUCGUGGGAGCAAACACAGAGCUACAAGAAGCGGCGCCUGAGUUCGAUGAGAAGAAGGUGGAGAAAUUCGCGACGGAGCACGGAUGCAAAUGGGAGUUCAACCCUCCCCACGCAUCACAUUUCGGUGGCGUAUGGGAGAAACAAAUUGGCACCAUACGACGUGUACUGGAUGCUAUGUUCGCUGAACUAGGCAAAACCCAACUUACGCACGAAUUACUGGUCACGCUAAUGGCCGAAGUGGUAGCCAUAGUCAACGCCAGACCGAUAUCUGCACUGCCAUCCGACAAUGACGAUCUACAACCUCUGUCCCCUGCAAUGCUACUCACGAUGAAAACACGCCGAGCUGGACCCCCACCAGGCCAGUUCCUACGCGCCGACAUCUAUGCACGCCGUCGCUGGAGAAGGGUCCAGUUUCUAGCUGAGCAAUUCUGGACAAGAUGGCGACGAGAGUACUUACAAAGCCUACAGCCUCGACAGAAAUGGACCGAGACGAGACGAGAUUUACGCGUGGGGGACGUAGUGCUCGUGCGAGACGAGCAGCAGCAUCGUAACAACUGGCCAUUGGGAAGAGUAGGAGAUGUGAUACGAAGCGAGGACGACAGAGUUAGGAAAGUCAGGGUAGAGAUCAUCAAAGACGGAGAGAGGAAGGCGUAUCUACGACCUAUUAAGGAACUUAUACUACUUCUGCCUGAUGAUGGAGCCGAACCAAACUAUGAGUGA
This is a messenger RNA of Orbicella faveolata, 1770 nucleotides long. RefSeq lists its product as uncharacterized. Gene Ontology annotation, molecular function: nucleic acid binding. Gene Ontology annotation, biological process: DNA integration. NCBI's taxonomy places the organism in Eukaryota, Metazoa, Cnidaria, Anthozoa, Scleractinia, Merulinidae. The record is from RefSeq and is a predicted model, not a curated record.